Molecule: messenger RNA, 1714 nt
Organism: Trichobilharzia szidati
Lineage: Eukaryota; Metazoa; Platyhelminthes; Trematoda; Strigeidida; Schistosomatidae
Source: the annotation of a GenBank genome assembly
CUACAACCAUUUAAAUUGUUGUUCUACGUUUGGCUAAAAAGUUUGCGCUGAAAAAUGAAAUAGUUUCUGUAUUGCUGAAUUAGUCGUCUGGUGUAUAUUCUCCCUAAUAUGGACUGUCCUCCAGCGCCACAUCCUCAAGUCAAUAUGCAUCUUCCCACGUUUCACUCAACAAGCUUCAUACAGAAUAAUAUUUCAACCCUUGCUCAAGAUAGCUUGUACGAAGUUCGGCGCUUAAGACUGUUGUUGACCAACCUUUUAACUUCUGUUCAAUCAGAGGAAAGAGAUCAAGACGAAAAAAAUAAAGCUGUAGAUGAGAGCAUUUCAGUGUUUAACAGAAGUGUCAGUGGCAAAUCUGGGAGCAUUCCCAGCCCUUUAUGCACAACGGUUGAUGGUAAAACUGGAAUCGCAUCUGACAAUCGUAAUUUCCCUUCAACUUCUGGCACAAAAAGCAUUUCAAGCGAAAAGUUAUCACUGCACAAAGUAAUAAAUCAGAUAAGUGAUGUUUUCAGCAACUUGGAUCAGCUAGCUGGUCGAAUGCAGGCUAAUCGGUUGCCUGGUCGAUCUAAUGAUAUUGGUUUGCAGAAUGCUUUAUCUUUAUUUAACACUCUUGAACAAUUGGAAUUCAGUCGUAAUAGUUGGCCUUGUGAAUCUUCUCUGUCUCAACACACUGGGGUUGAUGACCAGGAAUCUGAUAAGCGUCGCGUUGAUUGGCUAAUUGAUAGAAUCGAGGCUGAACGUUGGAGUCAUCGAUACUGGGAACGCACUCGUACUGUACUUGAGGGAUUAUUGGCCUGUUCUGCAUUUAGACGAUCUCAUUUAAAUGCUGAUCACUCACGUAGGAGAACAGACUUUUUAAAUUCAGUUAAUCGAGAUUAUCGUGCUGAUAUGGAACAUAUAUUCAAUGAAUUAAAUAUGAAUUUACCAGAUCUUACCAUCACUAUAAUUGAACCGUCAUCCAUAGUAUCGGUUGUACAUUUGAAAGUUGGUGAAGUGAUGCAGUGUUACGUGACUUUUCGUCAGCUAAAUCCUGAAAGAAUUAUUGUACGUGGAAUUUCUGAACCAAUGCUUGCAGAAAUGCAUUCCGCAUCUCCUGUUGAUAAGUUAAACAUAGAAGAGAGACCUUUAUCAUUACCAGCAGAAGAACUUUUGGCGGAUUCGGAGUGUGGUUCGUCAGCACAGAUUCGUGAACUCGUUGUUGCACUGUUAAGUCCUGAUUCCAGAACGCGACCGAUUUCAGAUCACAGACAACAAAGAGGCCCAAAACUUGUCCGCUUUUGUACACUUAACCAACAUAAUUUGGAUCUUUUUACACCAAGCCGUCACCCAUUGUUUCAGCGUAUUACUUCUCUGGCACAAUGUGCACUUCUUCACUUUACCAAUGAAUACAAACCUCCGUCUGCUAUUCGUGGGUUCUUUUCAUGGUUGCAUAGUUAUCGAGAUUUAUUCAGUGCCCCAUGCAGUCGUUGUGGCCAACUCUUAGGUCAAGGUGUUGAACUUCCAGUGUGGCGUAGUUAUCCUCAAAUAAGGAAGGAUGAUCCUCGGUCUAUGGAACCACAUCACGAACAGUGUCAAGCUAUUUUGUAAAGAAUUAUUACUUUUCAUAUUUUUAUACAUAUAGUAUCUUCACUAUUUGACCGGUUAAUUAUUUACUGACUUCUAGAAUAAUUUUCAAGUUGUGCUUUCUUAAUUGUUUUGGAUAACUGAUAAAAGGUGA